Scutellospora calospora is the source of this 164-nucleotide messenger RNA. The record is from the annotation of a GenBank genome assembly. Lineage: Eukaryota; Fungi; Glomeromycota; Glomeromycetes; Diversisporales; Gigasporaceae.
UGUCUAUUCUUCAAAUGUUUAUUAUCCCCCAAAACCACCCAGAGGCCAAGAUGAAACUUAUGAUCCAGUGAACUUACCACUUAGAUCUUACAAUGAAUUUAGAAAUCAAAUACAGGAAAUCCAAAAUGCACAAACAAUAUUAGAACAAAAUCAUGCAAUUAGAA